AUGGAGAGCUCAUCAGUAGAUGCAAAGAAAGAUACGAUUAAAGAGCCCCUCUUGAAGACUUCACCAAGGGGUGGUGUCAGAACCAUGCCAUUCAUCAUAGCAAAUGGGAUGCUUGAGAGGGUGGCAAGUUUUGGUUUAACUCCUAACAUGACUCUGUAUCUGAUGAGGCAAUAUCAUAUGGAGAUGACCGCUGCAUCCAAUGUACUCUUUUAUUGGUCAGCAGCUACUAACUUCCUGCCGAUUCUUGGAGCCAUCAUUGCAGAUUCUUACGUGGGCCGUUUUCAUAUGAUCGGAUUUGGAUCUGUUGUUAGCCUCCUGGGGAUGAUUCUAUUAUGGUUAACAACUAUGAUUCCACAAGCAACACCUCCUCCAUGUAUUGAAUCUAACAACAGUUGUGACUCUACAACAUCUUUCCAACUCUUACUGCUAUUCACAUCCUUUGCACUCAUUUCCACUGGAGCUGGGGGCAUCAGGUCUUCUUCCUUAGCCUUUGGGGCAGAUCAAUUGGAAAAAGGAGAUGGCUGCGAAAGUGUAGGCGUGUCAGGGAGAUAUCUUAGCUGGUAUUAUGCUUCAUACACGUUCUCUGUUCUCAUUGCUUUGACCUGUAUGGUAUACAUUCAAGAAAACAUGGGCUGGCAGUUUGGUUUUGGAGUUUCUGUGGUGGUGAUGCUCUUUGCAGCUCUGUCUUUUUUUCUUGCCACUCCCUUUUAUGUCAAGGUGAAGGCUAAAGCAAGGUUACUCACUGAACAGAUUAAAGUGAUUGUAUCGUCUUAUAAAAAUAGUGCCCUGAAGUUAAAUAGCACAAACAUGUUCCUUCAGAAGAAUGGUUCCGCACUGGUUUUUCCUAGUGAGAAAAUGAGGUUUCUUAAUAAAGCGUGCAUCAUUAGAGAUCCUCAGAAAGAUUUGACUGCAGAUGGAAGGGCUAAGGACCCCUGGAGUCUUUGCACCGUAGAUCAGGUGGAGGAUCUGAAAGCUAUACUUAAGGUGAUCCCUAUAUGGUCAACAGGAAUGGUGACAUUCAUUAAUAUCAGCCAGAACUCGUUUUCAAUACUUCAAGCAAGCUCCAUGAAUCGCAGGAUCAGUGGAAAUUUUGAAAUUCCAGCAGGUUCUUUUGGCAUAUUUGCAGUCAUUUCUUUGAUCCUCUGGGUUGCUCUUUAUGAUCAAGUACUUCUUCCCCUAGCAUCAAGAAUUAAAGGCAAACCUGUUUAUGUGAAUGCAAGACAGAGAAUGGGAGCAGGAAUUUUCCUCUCUUCUCUAUGUAUGAUAGUAACAGCAGCUGUGGAGUAUAUCCGCCGCAGUCUCGUGAUUAAGCAAGGAGUUUCAGAUGAUCCACAGGCGAUGGUGGAUAUGUCGGCACUGUGGCUUCUCCCUCAAUAUUGCUUGAUGGGACUUGCAGAGGGUUUAAAUGCGAUCGCACAAAAUGAGUUCUACAUUUCAGAGUUUCCAAGGAGCAUGUCAAGUAUGGCUUCUAACCUAAGUGGAGCUGGCAUGUCCGUGGCAAGUUUGCUAGCAAGUUUCCUAAUGAACAGUAUUGAUGAUUUGACGAAAAAAGGAGGCCAAGAAAGUUGGAUUUCAACCAACAUUAACAAGGGUCACUAUGAUUACUACUUCUGCGUUCUGGCUGGACUAAGUAUGGUAAAUAUGCUGUAUUUCCUGAUUUGCUGUUGGGCUUAUGGUCCUUGUAGGGCUGAGGAAGGCAAGGCUUCUGAUGAAGAAGUUGAGUCUGAUGAACAAGUUUAG
This is a messenger RNA of Coffea eugenioides, 1740 nucleotides long. Its product is annotated as protein NRT1/ PTR FAMILY 1.2-like. Gene Ontology annotation, molecular function: transmembrane transporter activity. Gene Ontology annotation, cellular component: plasma membrane. Gene Ontology annotation, biological process: transmembrane transport. The record is from RefSeq and is a predicted model, not a curated record. Bases 1 to 1740 code for a protein of 579 amino acids. The transcript is spliced from 4 exons. NCBI's taxonomy places the organism in Eukaryota, Viridiplantae, Streptophyta, Magnoliopsida, Gentianales, Rubiaceae.